Dicentrarchus labrax (European seabass) is the source of this 2613-nucleotide messenger RNA. RefSeq names its product family with sequence similarity 43 member B (gene fam43b). NCBI's taxonomy places the organism in Eukaryota, Metazoa, Chordata, Actinopteri, Moronidae. Bases 460 to 1467 code for a protein of 335 amino acids. The record is from RefSeq and is a predicted model, not a curated record. The transcript has a single exon.
UAACAAGUCACGUAAAGUCCCCGGGGAGAGAAUGACUAGGCGAUGUACCCUCUUCCUCAGGUUUACGAGAAACAAAAAUACAGUGAUACCUCAGUGCAAAGCUGGAAGGAUAAAUAAUGCUUUGGUCGGGAGCCAUUUGGAAGCAAAACAACGAAGCAGGGAGGGGGUUGAGGGUGCCUGAGCGCCUGGCUAAGGCUCCUGUACUGAUCAGCGCUGCAUGAUGCAGACAAACAGUGGAGAAAGAGAAAGAGGAGGAGGAGGAGAGGAAGGAGGAGCGAGCGGGGGAACAGACUGGCUGAGGCUCAGAGCUCUCAGUCUGUCCUCUGAGCUUCGAGAAGCAGCUUCUCUCUGCUCUCCCUCUCUCCCUCGCACACACCGGCUUUCCUAGUCUUUCGGCUGAGCUGUUAAGAGCAAACGCGGUGGCUGAGGGGCUCACUGGCUCCAACUCCUCCCCGCACCAUGCUGCCCUGGAGAAGGAAUAAGUUUGUUCUGGUGGAGGAUGAGUCCAAGAGUAAACCCAAGAGCCUGGGGACCGGGCUGACCUAUCACUCCAUCCUCUCCUCUCUUCUGCGCUCCUGUCCUGACUUGCUGCCCGACUGUCCCUUCGACUGGGUGGGCAGCAUCUUUCAUACCAAACGACAAAAGGUGGAACUGAACAAAGAGGAGCCUGUUUACAAUGUGCGCUACCUGGGGAGUGUGGUCACCAUCACAGCAAAGGGAGACGGCUGCACCCAGGAGGCAGUGGCCAAGAUCUGGGCGAGGAGCAACUACGGGGAGCAGAGUGUCAAGAUGAGGUUAACAGUGGGAUCGCAAGGCAUCCGGAUGAGUGCUGACAAAUCUGGGAAAAAGAAACCCAUCCAUCUUUACUCCCUGAACAGAAUCACCUACUGCAACGCUGACCCGUGCCGACCAAAGAUCCUGGCUUGGAUCUACAGGCACCAGGUCAAGAACAUGGCCGUGGUGCUCCGGUGUCACGCUGUCCUGGUUAGCAAGUCCGAGAAGGCCCAGGCCAUCGCCCACAGCCUCUACCAGAACGCCACCUCCGCCUUCAGCGAGUUCAAACGGCUGAAGCGUCAGAGCGAUUUCCGGCACUGCCAGCAGCAGCUGCUGGGUGAGGAGGCGGUGCCCCUGAUGCCACUGAGGAGGCUGCUGAACGGCCAGUGCCACUACAGACCGCCUGCCGACAACCCUGGCACCGCCACCCGCCUUUGCUCCAUCACAGAGGAAGAAGAAGAGGAGGAGGAAGAGGAGGAGGACAGCAAAGAUGAGAAGCAGGAGGUCAAAGAACCAGAGGAGUAUGUAGGGGAGCAGCAGGAGAAACAGAAGGUUUUCACAACAAACACAGACCCAACUCAGUUAUUAUCAGAGCUGGACAUUGGGGAUAUUGCCAGACUGGAGCAGUGCCAAAUCAACUUUGUCAGUGACAGCAACAACAACACGUUUACAUUUAUAACCUCUCUGGUGUGACAAAAACGCAGCUUAAAGAAUGCGAUUCUGCAGCACUACAGUAACACAUUCCUCUCUUUGCCCUUCACUGGUACCCCACUCAGGCUCCCUCCUGCCCUGUCCAUACUGUGAAGUGUUUACCAGAAACUUCUCCCACUAUAAGGUGGUAGAGAAAAGGCAGAAGAUCGUUCUGUGGGAGUAAUUUCUCUUCCGGACAGAUGGCUCGAAUGCUGGUUUGACUGUAGCAGUUUGGGAAACUGCUUGUUUACAAAGAGGGCUGGUGAUGCACAGACUAACGAUAGCACAAUGACGAACGAGGACAAUGGUUUCAUAAAAAGAGCGCUGACGCUGAGAUCACUGACAUGCGGGUCACAUAUUGAUCGCAGCACCGAGCAGGAUGUGUUUAUUAGUCCUCUAUCUCUUGUUUUUGUGAGUAUAAUUAACGCUGAGUUUGCCAGCAGGGACAUUUUUUUGGAUCGACUUGUAAUAUUUUUUCAGGGAGGUUCUUUGUAAAUUUGUGUAAUUUUUCUAAUAUGACAAUCCUCACUGAAAUUCACAGACUGACCUUUCUGACUGCUUACAAUCAGAAGUUUAUUACGGUUUUACUAAUGAUGACAGCCGACUAAUGAAUAAGGCUGUAAUUUUAGGAAGCAAGCCAUUCAGUCGACAUGUUUAUUGCUGUCAUUUGUUACCGUCCUUAUCAUUUAUGCAUGACGUGUCAGCAGUAACCUUUUCAUGCUGAGCUUUUUUUCAUUUUUCAUGUGACAUCUUUGAUCCUUUGGCUUUUAAAAUGAACACUGUGAUAAAUGUGUGACCAGGGACAAUACACAACUGUUCAUGCAGCAAUGUCUAAUUUAUGUAAUGCAUUUUUAAUUUAUACAUAUAUAUAUAUACACCUGUUUCUGUGUCACCUGGUUUUCCAAAACAACAAGAACAACAAAAAACCCAUUUCAAUUUGCCAUCGAUGUGCUCUGUUUAGCCAAGUUUUUCCACGUGAGCCCUUGCAAAAAUGCAGAUGGAUCCUUACGAUUGAACACAAACUGUUUUGAAUAUGACUUUAACUAAUUUCCUGUUGAUAAUAUCUGUGCUACUGUCUAAAGAUGCAUUGUGAUUAUUAUGAGAUGAAGCUAUUUAUUUUCCGAAUAUGAUGAAUAAAAAUUACCCUCA